This is a messenger RNA of Pichia kudriavzevii, 1074 nucleotides long. RefSeq lists its product as uncharacterized. The transcript has a single exon. The record is from RefSeq and is a predicted model, not a curated record. Lineage: Eukaryota; Fungi; Ascomycota; Pichiomycetes; Pichiales; Pichiaceae. Gene Ontology annotation, cellular component: nucleus; 90S preribosome. The coding region runs from base 1 to 1074 and encodes 357 amino acids.
AUGCGGUCAAAAAAAAAAAAUUGUUUUUUUCUCUACUUUCCAAUUUUUUUUGUUUCACUAGAUAGCUGUCUUCUCCCAAUCCUGCUGAAGUGUGCAACAAUGACUGCUGACAAAAGAAGAGAGGAAAAUGUCGAGGAUUUAGACGAUGGGCUUGCCAUUGACUACGAGUUAAGCGACAAUGAGGAAGGCAUCGAAAUCGAGUCUGAGAUAAAGGAACCAUCUGCUGCAGAUAAGACCGAUAUCGAGGGAGCAUUUGAUAGCGAAGUUGAAGAGGAAGCCAAGGAAGGUACCGAUGUGGUUGUAAGUGUUGGCAAGAAGAGGAAAGGUCCAAGUGAAGAGAAGAAAUCGAAGAAGAAGCAAAAGAUGGAGUUUGAAAAGGAGUCCAAGAAGUCAUUAAGUGUUGAGAAGAAUGAUAUUAUCGUUGAGAAGCUCAAUUCCAAGGUCCGGGAAGUGUAUCCGCAACUGUCGCCAUUGGAGCUAACGGAAUACUACUUGCAGGGGAAAAAUGUUAUUGAUAGCAGUGAUUUUUCAAUGGAGAAGAACCUCGAGAACCUCUCCAAGUACAUUGAGAUGUACAUGAAGGAUUUGAUUCCAAGCAUCAAGGAGUUCAAGAGGCUGAGAAACAAGAUCAAGAAGUUUGAGACGAAGAAGAAGUUCAACAAGAAGUUCAACAAAACCGUUGAGAUUCCAAAGAGGAAGUUUAUACUAAUAUUGUCCAUCUCUGCGAUUCGGGCUUGCGAUGUUCACAGGGCCACAAGGGACUUGGAAGGUGGGUCGAUCAAAUUGAUUGCCAAAAACCCGAUUGGAAACGACUUGAAGAUGUUGAAAACAACCUGGAGCAGGAUCUUGAAUGCCACUCCUGGGAGGAUCGAGAAGUUGCUAGAUAUAAGCAAACAGGACAAGGAGAAGAAUUUUGAGAGCACGCUAGCCCUUGCUGCGGAUGAGAUUGACACUGUUAUUCUGGACAACUAUGUCGAUCCCAAGCUACGUAGCGUGGUUGACGACAGGGAGACUUUUGACUUGUUGAAGAUCUUGAAGGAGGCAAACCCCAAACUCAAAGUUUAUGUUUAUUAG